UUUCAACAUAACAACGGAUAUGGCUGACACGAAUGGCAAGCCCAGCCCGCUGAGGUUGGAGGAAGUUGUCUUCGACAUCGAUUUCCACCCCACAACCAGCCUGUUGGCAACAGGGCUCAUCACGGGCGAAGUUUCCCUGUACGAAUACUCUGCGGAUGGACACGAGGAGCACCCCAUGGAAUCACAACACGAAUCGUCGUGCCGCGCCGUUCUCUUCUCUCACGACGGACGCAGCCUGUUCACGGCAUCCAGCGAUGCCAGUCUGCAGGUAAUUGACGUCGUUUCUGGAACCGUGGUGCACCGCCGGGAGCAGAGCCACAAGCACCCGAUCAACUGCCUGACGCUCUUGAGCAACGGCGUGCUCGCAUCUGGCGACGACAACGGCGGCAUCAGGUUAUGGGACCGGCGCACGCGGGAGAUGGUGCAGUCGUACAAUGCACACGAGCAGUUUGUCUCUAAUAUGACCUCCAUCGACAACACACUCCUCGCUGCUGGCGGUGACGGCCGGUUGAGCGCACGCGACAUUUCUGCAAAGACGACAAAGACGUCCGAUCAAGUGGAGUACGGGCUCACGUGCCUCUCGGUCGUUCACGGUGGAGCGAAGGUUCUAUGCGGUGCCGAAAACGGCUCGAUGCCAAUGUACACGACUGGACGAUGGGGCGAUAUGAGUGACCGUGUGGUUGGACACCCGACAGACGUCUCCGUGGAUGCCAUGAUCAGCGUCGACGACGAUGCUGUGCUGAUUGGCAGCCUGGACGGCGGCGUGCGCGUGGUCAGCGUGUUUCCCAACAGGGUCGUGGCGCGCAUCGGUUCACACAAGGACGCCGUCGAGGCCUUUGCAAUGUCAUAUGACCGCAAGUGGGUUGCGUCGUGCGCACAGGACAAGACAGUUCGUUUCUGGGACAGGAGCAAAGUUGUGGCCAAGAGGGAGGAGGUGUUUGCGACAAACGACGAUGACGACGACGAACACAAAGUCGAAGCCGACAACGCAGACGAGGCAGUUGGUGGCGGCGAUGACAGUGGUGAUGGUGAUGGUGAUGGUGACGAUGGUGCGGAACAAGAGGGCGCCAAGGUGACUAGUGCUGGCAAUGAUCAAGGCAAUGACGACAACAAUGACGACGACAAUGACAAGGACGACGAUGAUGAUGAUAAUGAUGAUGAUGAUGAUGAUGAUCUCCUGGCCAUUGAACACCAGCAGCUGAGGCCAAAGAAGAAGAGCAAGUCAAGCAAGCCCAAAACAAGAGCUUUCUUUGAUGAUCUCUGACACGCGCCUGAAGUCAGCCACAUUGUGUCUCACUGCACCACGUCCCCCCUCCCACUUUCUUUCUUUUGAUUCGGUUGUUGACUUCCUUCACCUGCCUGUUGUGUUGUGUCGUGCAUGAGCGCACUUGUUGCUGUCUUGUCUUGCAACUGCUCUGGGCUGGCUCGUUGCCCCGUGUCUCGAACAUUUACAUUUACAUUUACAUUUACAUUCACACACCCAUGGCCAUGGUGGCAACAGAACACUUUUGCACGGACACAUCAUCACAAUGACGUGUUGUGCGUGACACCACGCUGGGGACGGAACAUUGUUUUAUUUGGAGGAGGAAACACAACACACACGUUUGCAUACACAUGCACACAUACACAGAGUUGAAGCAGUAAGACAACAAU
Messenger RNA from Salpingoeca rosetta, 1653 nucleotides. RefSeq lists its product as uncharacterized. Lineage: Eukaryota; Choanoflagellata; Craspedida; Salpingoecidae. Bases 20 to 1264 code for a protein of 414 amino acids. The record is from RefSeq and is a predicted model, not a curated record. The transcript has 10 exons. Gene Ontology annotation, molecular function: protein binding.